GCCCGGACGAUGCCGAACACCCCGGCGCUGGUCGGCCUCGGCGCAUCGGCCUACGUGCUUGGGCCCGGUGCUUUGCCGACGGAUGGCGCCAUCGUCGAGAAAGUGAUGUCAGCAGUCGGCGUGUGUGAGAAGCUGGGCGACGAGAAGCUUCUGGAUGCCGUAACCGGGCUGUCCGGAAGCGGCCCGGCCUAUGUGUACAUGAUGAUCGAGGCCAUGGCAGAUGGUGGCGUCAGGAAUGGCCUCACCCGGGAUGUGGCGCUGAAGCUGGCAGCGCAGACGGUCAUGGGCGCAGCCAAGAUGACAAUCGCGGGUGACAAGCAUCCCGCCCAGCUCCGAAAUGCUGUGGAGUCUCCCGGCGGUACGACCAUCGCAGGGACCACCACCUUGGAAGCCACCGGCUUCCGGAAUGCGGUGAUCUCUGCAGUGACGGCCGCGAAG
Messenger RNA from Symbiodinium necroappetens, 438 nucleotides. NCBI's taxonomy places the organism in Eukaryota, Dinophyceae, Suessiales, Symbiodiniaceae. The record is from the annotation of a GenBank genome assembly.